Messenger RNA from Physcomitrium patens, 1358 nucleotides. RefSeq names its product putative ubiquitin-conjugating enzyme E2 16. Lineage: Eukaryota; Viridiplantae; Streptophyta; Bryopsida; Funariales; Funariaceae. The record is from RefSeq and is a predicted model, not a curated record.
GAUGGGGGAAGCAUCACUGUUUUUGUGGCACCAAUAUCACAGCCUGGAUUGAGAGCGGUGAAGGCCAUGCUUCACACGCCAUAGCCAUACUGUCAUUCGUUAUCCAGUUCGUCAGGGUUGUGGACUUGGCUCAAGGUGUUGGCGGGCAUGUUUCCCAUUCCUGACGCUCGCAUGCCCCCGCGGCCCUUGCAUGCCCCCGCGGCCCUUGCAUGCCCAUACUGUUUCCAUUUAUCCUUCUCCGACACUCGCUUCCGCUUCUCUGUGUGAAUCAUCGCCGGGUGCUGCCCAUUGUGUGCCACUGCCGCUGCGACUUUCUGUCACUAUAUCGUUUGAAAUUGUCUGUUAGGAUGUUUGAAAUUUGCCACAUGUGGCGAUAGUCAGCAGCGCGAGUUGAUGGUGUCUGUUUGAUACAUUAUACGUCUUGAGUAUUGCGAAACAAACGUGUUCGUCGGCCAGGAACGUUGCCUCUCCGUUUUUCUUGCUUGAGUUUUGAUUGGAACUUUGAGAAUCACAAACUGUUAGCCGAUCUAGUUGUUGUCCAGUCACUGCCACUGAGGCUCCAUCAUGAGCUCAUCAGGGUACGGCCAAAAGGAGAAGGUUCUGAGUCGAAUUGCUGCAAAUCGGCUGCAGAAAGAACUUACUGAGUGGCAAGUGAAUCCACCAUGUGGAUUUAGGCACAGAGUUACUGACAGUCUUCAAAGAUGGAUAAUUGAGGUGCAUGGAGCUCCAAACACUUUGUACGAAGGCGAAGAGUUUCAUUUGCAAGUCGAUUUUCCCGAGCACUAUCCAAUGGAGGCACCUCAGGUUGUGUUUAUGCAAAUUCCUCCAUUGCACCCUCACAUCUACAGCAAUGGCCACAUUUGUCUUGAUAUAUUGUAUGACUCUUGGUCACCAGCAAUGACUGUGAGCUCCAUCUGCAUCAGCAUCCUCUCUAUGUUAUCUAGUUCAACAGUGAAGGCGAGACCACCUGAUGAUGAUCAGUAUGUGCGGAACUGCCGAAAUGGAAGAUCGCCCAAGGAAACUCGGUGGUGGUUCCACGAUGACAAAGUAUGAGAAAAACUUGUCCCUUCUUACCACUCCUAUUUCAUCCCCUCUCUUUCCAAUUACGUCAUCACAGGUACUCUUCCAUAAUAAUUCCAUUGAUGUUCUUUCAAUGUUUCUUACUCCAUUAUUUUCUAAAUCAAGCGUAUUCAAAAUAGCAUUAGAAGUGUUUUAACAAAUCCUUCAAAGAUGCCGCAAUGUAAAAUAUGCAAUGUAUGAAGCAAUACACUAUACUUUUGAUGAAAUAGUUUGUUUUAAGUACAUCAAUGUGUCAAUCACAUAUUAUGUUUAUUACGAACAACUUAUUCGCAAUUCAA